This is a messenger RNA of Aspergillus bombycis, 1608 nucleotides long. RefSeq lists its product as uncharacterized. The coding region runs from base 1 to 1608 and encodes 535 amino acids. The record is from RefSeq and is a predicted model, not a curated record. The transcript has 4 exons. NCBI's taxonomy places the organism in Eukaryota, Fungi, Ascomycota, Eurotiomycetes, Eurotiales, Aspergillaceae.
AUGUUGACUCUAAUUGGACUCCUUGGCCUAGUUGGCACUGCUGCUGCCACCACCACCCCGACCGUCACCGUCUCGUCAGGUCCGGUUGUUGGAACCAUCUCUCCUCCCAAUGUACCCUCUGGGGAUCCAUAUGCCAAUGUCUGGUUGGGAAUCCCUUAUGCAAAGCCUCCUGUAGACGAACUGCGUUGGAGACCCCCGGAGGAGCCAGGGUCAUGGAAAGAACCACUUCUAGCACAGAAGCUGCCGAAUGCCUGCCAUCAGCAAUUUAGUGGCCCAAAACCAGGCCGCGACUUCCUCGAAGGUCUUAUUAACAGUCCUCCGCUAGAGGAAAACGAGGAUUGUUUAUAUCUGAAUGUAUACGCGCCUGCGGAUGCGUCUUCUCAGAACAAAAAGGCGGUUAUGUUCUACAUUCAUGGUGGAAACCUUCAAACUGGCUCGGCCUCUGCUGCCAACUACAAUGGCACCUCUCUGGCUGUCAAUCAUGAUAUCAUCCUGGUGACCAUCAACUAUCGGACCAACAUCUUUGGUUUCAUUGAGGCUUCUUCACUUGACAAGGAGGAUCGAAAUCCCGGAUUUGUUGACCAGCGACUUGCCCUCAACUGGACGUAUGAUAACAUCGAGCAGUUUGGCGGUGAUCGCAACAAGAUCACCAUUUUCGGGGAGUCUGCCGGUGGCUAUUCGAUCAAGCAACUGCUGGCAAACCCCCCGGGCCCUCCUGGGCAACCUCCCUUCCGAGCUGCGAUUAUGCAGUCGCAGCAGGCAAUGUUUCUCGGGAAAGCGCUGAGAAAUGAUUAUAUGGUAGUCCGAGAACGGCUCGGGUGUCAUACACUCGAGUGCAUGAGAGGCAAAUCAGCAGCAGAUAUCAUGGAGUUGGCCAAUAACGGCACGUAUCUGGGCACACCCCUAUUUUUUGCUCCAACCAGCGGGUCUGGCAAUUCACUCAAUGACGUCCGUCCCACCCUCAGAAAAGGAAGAUUUGCCGAUGUUCCUGUCAUGUACGGCACGAAUAAAAACGAGGGCAGCAUUUUUGCCCAUGUUCGAAGACUCAAUACGGCGAAGGAAGCUGAAAAAAGGGCUCUACCCCCUCAGCAGGUGUUGGUAGAUGACGUUCAGUCUUCGGAUGCCGAAACCAACAUGCUUCCGCUAUGUUCAAAAUUGUCCACGAGAUGGUGUUUCUUAAACUGGAGCAAGUGGAUGACCGGAGUUCCAUUUACUUGCCCGACGUCAGAACUAGCCAGGUUUACCGCAAAGCACCACCGCAAGGUGUGGCGGUACAGGUACUCGCCAGAGUUCGACAACCUGACACCCUACGACGAUGCAGGCGCAUACCAUGGCGCGGAACUGCCCCAGGUUUUUGGAACCUACAACGCUACAACUGCUACCAAGGACCAGAUUGCGCUGAGUGCCUUCAUGCAGAAGACGUGGACUGAUUUCGCCAAGGACCCAGAAAAUGGUCCUGGUUGGCCCUCGCUCAAUGAAGACUCGAAAUUGGCCGAUUUUGGGAAUGAUGAGAAUCCUCAAGGCAUUACUUUGAUCGAAGCAAAAGACGCGGAUGAGAAUUGUGGCGCCUGGUUCCAAGAAUCAAAAGCUUAUGGUCUUGCCUGGUGA